ACUACUCCGAUAAAUUUGUCAGUUUUCCAAUUACAAUUUCUACAACACUUGCAUGCAACACACACGCACACACAAACACUCUUAAAUGUUAAUGUAAAAAAAAAAAAAAAAUAUAUUGAGUAAACUUAAAAAAAAAGAAUGGUUAAAAAGAAACGCACCCAAGUAAUUGUGGCAAAUACAGAUGGAAAACAAGUCGUCGAAUCAAGUGCGAUGUCCUUUGUCUCGGAGGCCGAGUGGCUGGCGAGGGAGCAACGUCAUCAACAGCGCAUACAGGACGUCAGGAUCUGUGCAGGUUUUAUCAUAGAGUCCAUUGAGGACUAUCAAGAUUUGGUGAAGCUGCAGAGAAAGCAGGAGCACUGGAAUCGCUAUGUGAACUGUGAUGGUUUGCCACGGGCUCACAAUCCGCCCGAGUUGCGAUCGUUCAUUGCCGAAAUACGACACACCGAGUGGCGCGAUGAGAUGUCUGUGGUGAAUUGGGCUUUGUCGGUUAAUGAGCGCAGCGUCCUCACACAGGAUAUUGAUGCUCCAGAUUUGACACGCAAAGUGCUCGAGCAGCAACUGCGUCCGAAUAUUGGCAAGCUCUAUGACGUGGCUGUGCAACGCAUUCUUGCAACUUGGGAGCGCAUUGAACAACUGUUGGAUUGUGAGUUUGAGCUAGAGCAAAUACCCGCUGAUAGAGCGCUUGAAAUAACCCAAAUUAGCAGCGAGUUGAGUCGAGAGAUUGACUUGCUGUUCGAUAAAUUAACUUAUCGCAUCAUGUGCUCACCCGAUUCCUACAAGACCUCAUUUGAUGGCAUCAUGGAGAGCUAUUGCUAUCAGAGUAUUAAUUAUAACUUUCAAGUCUGGUGGCUACGCGAUGUGCCCUUGCGUCUCGACUACUUGGAAAUACCGCUGAUGGUGGCCAAAUUGGAUUGCGUGGGCGUCAGUGUGCAAAUUCCCAAAAGUGUGCUCAGCGAGAAUUUAACUUUACGCUGCGUUCACACUUUCUUCGAUCCAUAUUCGGAGUUUUCCAAGAGCUUCAUGAAUGUGAUUGACAAGAGCACAAACGAACUGAAUGCCGGCAUGACGGACAUUGAAGACUGUCUGAUCAAUGAGUGGCUCAUGCAGUCGUCCAUUAUGAAUCAGAUGAUCACCAGCAUGGAACAGAAGUCCAUACUCUAUGAAGAGACCAUGAGGGAGUUGGAGGCGAAAGUAGCGCAUGCAAAGGGUGAUCCAGAUGUCUUGAAGAAGCUGAAAGCACCCAAGGAACCACAAACGCUGCCCGAAGGUAAAUUUCCUGACCCUUAUAAGAUGUUCCUGGAGCAGGAGCAGCAGGAGUUUGAGGAGUUUCUUGAUCAAUAUCUGAGUCCAGUGCAUCUCAAUUUGAAACCAGAUGAGAUCAACUUAAGGCGCUACAACAUCUUGGGCGGCAUCUUUGCCAUGUCGUUUGUUCACAAGCCAAAACACACGGAAUUCGCGACGUUCAACAGAACCUUUCACGAUGAUCAACGCCUGCUCUACACCUUGAAGGAUAUGCAAGCGUUUCUUGACGGCAACGAUUCUGAUGAUAAUGAUCAAGCUAGUCGAGCAACUCUCGCAUUUCGGGUAUCAGCGAGGAGUCAAAAGUCGGCGAGCAUUAAUCGCUCUCGAAUGCAAUUCGCACAAGCGACGAAUUCACCGAGUAAAAUGCAUCUACAUCUGGAAGGCGAUGACAUUGAUUAUUUCUUUGUAAGCAUUCAACUGCCAAAGCAAUUGUGUCGCUAUGGCCAACCGUUGGCAUGUCAAUAUCUUGACGAAAUGGUCGACGAAGAUCUGCCCGAAGUGCAGAUCGUCGAAGAGUCGGAAGAGCCGCGCACAAAGAAAAAGAAAGGCCGCAAAACGGCGCGCAAAAGAUCGGAUAUAAUGGGGAUUACUGCAGACUUGAGUGCAUUCCAAAAAAUCAGUUCGCGCAAGUCGAAGCAGAAGCAAGAUGAUGACGAUAUGCAAUACGGGUUUGCCCGGCCUCGAGUGUCGAGCAUCAUGCCCAAGACUUCGAUGCCCGACAAUCUGUAUCGACCCUCGAAACGCUCCACGCUGCAUUUGAUAGCACUGCGAUCAAGUGUGCUGCCCGAAGUGAUGCUGCGCAACUUUCCGCUGGUCGAGAAGCCGCUGAACAGCAUGCAGGUGCAUGCGCUGACUAAACAUUGUCUGCCCCGCAUAUUGUCCUCGUUCAAAUUCCCGUUGGAGUUCAAGCAGGACAAAAUGAUCGAGUUCGCCGAGCGCUCGAAGGGCAAUAAAAUUCUACGGCGUGCCAACUUGGCCAUUGAGCGCAUGGGCGAGGAUGUUGCCAACGAACCGGAAUACUUGAGCUAUGAGAAACAACAGGGUCCGGAGCGUCUUUAUCCCAUUUUCGAUUGGCGUGAAAAAGUGCUCUACGAGCAGGUCUCGACUACAGGAUCCUCGGCCUCGGAAGUGUCGGUUAAGGUGGUGAAAAUCGAUCAAAUGAACGAAGUCUUUGAGGCAUCCACGGAUCCGUCCAAGCCAUCCUUGUACAGCGUGCUCCAAACACUCGAGAACAUUCAGCACGAAUACGCCGCACGUCCCAUGCGUCUGAUGGAUCAAAAUAUUGUCACAGGACGUCAGCGACGGCCCGACACUUCGACUAUAAUAACGGGCAAGCCAAAGAGCACGGUGCGCAUCUCGACGCUGGGCAGCAAACUCUAUCACAUAGGCGGUCGAGGUUCAAGGAGUCGUGUCUCAACCUACGAUACGGUUUCCUUUGACAGUCAGGGUUCGCAAAGCAGUGGCUCGCUGCUCAGUCCGUCUGGAUAUCGUCAUGGCAAGAGCUUUAAUAUGCGCGACGAAGAGGAGCGGCCAAAGGUCAAUGUCAAGCACUGGACAACCAAGCACAUUGUGGAUAUGCAGUUUAAUCCGGAGACCUGCGUGGCUACCAUCAAGACGGAUCGCUUGGGUCUCUUUGGUUUCGCCUACAAGCGCUAUGCGCACUUUCCAUUUCGAGACUGGAAGCUGCAGCAGAGCGAGGAGCAUCCCAACGAGAUCGUCUUCACGCUGGAUACCUUCCAUGUGCGCAUUUUCUUGUUCAUUACCAACAUCGGUAUUCGUGGCUAUGUGACAGAAAUCACCAAUCAGUAUACCGCAAAUCCCGUCAAGUAUUUGGAAAUCAAGGAGCCAAUUUCGGACUAUCGGGAAUUGCGUAAGCGCUUUGUGGAUAAGAACAUCAAUAUAUUUGCGAAGCAUGAUGCCAGCUUUUACAUCGACAAUGGCUACUUCAGCGAGAAGCAUCUGUCGACGGAGCUGCACAUCUACGACGCCUUUGCCGUGCACUGCAAGCUGAUCAAGUUCUAUCGCUCCGAUUGGAAUCGCCUGGCAACUCGACGCAAUAUUGUUUUGUGUUUGCGCAAUCCGAAGGAUGUGAAUGAUGCCGCUGAUGUUACGGUUCGGGUUACGCCGGAUAAUGCGACUUUUGUGGAGGUCUCCGAGCCAUGUUCCCUCGAUCUGGAGGAGGUCAAACUGGACUAUCAGCUGACGUGGCGCAACAUUGGCAACUACUCGGAUCUGCAUCAAUUGAUCAACUCGAUGUAUCCACAGGCAACAGAUGUGCGCAAUCGGGAUCCCAAACUCAUCUACUACAUACGCACGCUCUUCACCGAAGUGCGACCCUUGAGUUUCUCUUAGUCUGGCGCUGAU
Messenger RNA from Drosophila albomicans, 3666 nucleotides. RefSeq lists its product as uncharacterized. Lineage: Eukaryota; Metazoa; Arthropoda; Insecta; Diptera; Drosophilidae. The coding region runs from base 139 to 3654 and encodes 1171 amino acids. Gene Ontology annotation, molecular function: microtubule binding; beta-tubulin binding. The transcript is spliced from 10 exons. The record is from RefSeq and is a predicted model, not a curated record.